AUGUGUUUGUACUGUGAAAAUUGUGAAAAUACGGAUGCCUCCAACUUAUGGAACCAGCACAGAGCCAGAUUAAAAGAUUUUGUAUUGAGACACGGUCACCCUGCUGAAGCUGACUGCGACAUGUGUGAUUCUUUUGGUUUGAACAAAAUUGAAGAGAUUUUGAUAGGUCAAGAAAAAAGAUGUAAAAAUUACCAUCUACCGACACCGAACCCUAACCAUGUUGGGCAAAUGAAUGAAUACAUUGACAGAGAACAAGAGAGCAUGUUAGGGCAGGAGAUGGAGGCAAACCUUAAUGAAAAGCAACGAGCUGCCUUUGAUGCGGUCAUGGAAGCCGUGAACGAUCACACUAUAAGAAGCAAAUUUACAGCGACUUCUACAGAAGCUGGAAAAAUUCGAAAAGCCGUCGGAACUCUUAUGAAUGAAGCAUCAAUGUGUCCAUCACUUGCUGCUGAAUGCAUCAAUAAGCUUUAUGAAGACAUUACGAUAUCAAAUAUUGCUUUUGGAGGAAAAGUUUUCUUGGCAGGGGGAGAUUUUCGCCAAUGUUUACCUGUAGUUCCUGGUGCAGAACCAGCUGAAGUUGUUCUAGCAAGUUUAAAGCAUUCGAAACUCUGGGACGAGUUUAAAAUUUUAAAAUUAGAUCUCAAUGUUAGAUCAGUUGACCCCGAGUACAACAAUUGGCUUUUGAAACUGGGGAAUGGUGAAUUGGGCAAUGACUUUGAUCUAGGAAGAGACAUUAUAGAGAUCCCGGAACAAAUGAUUGAGUCAGAGGACAUCGUCAAGACAAUUUACGGGACAUGCUUGAAGCAUGAACACAUGGAACUGUUUUAUGGCAUUGGAAUUCUAUGUCCCAAAAAUGAAGACGUUGACUCAAUAAAUCAAAAGGUCUUGGACCUUCUGGAAGGGGAGGAGAAGGCUUAUUUGAGUUUUGACUCAUUAGUAUCUGAUGAAUUGAAGCUAAAAGUCGGAGCAAUUAUUAUGCUUUUAAGAAAUUUGAACACGAACCAAGGAUUGUGCAAUGGCUCUAGAUUGGUCGUAACUAAGAUGAUGAGAAAUGUCGUGGAAGCCAAGGUUAUCACUGGCAAAGUGAAAGGUAACAUUGUUCUUAUUCCAAGAAGUGAUCUAAAGACUGACUCUGGACUGCCUUUUGAACUGAAGAGACGACCAUUUCCACUGAAGCUAGCCUUCGCAAUGACUAUCAACAAGUCGCAAGGCCAAACCCUUGACAAGGUCGGGCUAUAUUUGUCGACCCCAGUUUUUGGCCAUGGUCAACUUUACGUUGCAUUCUCAAGAGCCCGGAGGAGUGCAGAUGUAAAGGUUUUUGUCAAGGACUCGGAUGAACAAGGGAAGUUAGUUACUGGAAGUGAGAAAGUUUUCACCAGAAAUGUUGUAUAA
This is a messenger RNA of Physella acuta, 1392 nucleotides long. RefSeq names its product ATP-dependent DNA helicase PIF1-like. NCBI's taxonomy places the organism in Eukaryota, Metazoa, Mollusca, Gastropoda, Physidae. The record is from RefSeq and is a predicted model, not a curated record. Gene Ontology annotation, biological process: DNA repair; telomere maintenance. Gene Ontology annotation, molecular function: DNA helicase activity.